Messenger RNA from Cooperia oncophora, 567 nucleotides. Lineage: Eukaryota; Metazoa; Nematoda; Chromadorea; Rhabditida; Trichostrongylidae. The record is from the annotation of a GenBank genome assembly.
AUGCUUACAGUAAGUUCUCGACGCUUUCUUCAACUCUCAAGUGUGGCAAUGGCAGCAUCCAAUAUCUAUCAGUUCAAGGUGAAAGACGCUGACGAGAAGGAAGUCUCUUUGGAUAAAUACAAGGGGAAAGUACUCAUCGUUGUGAACGUUGCAUCGCAAUGUGGUCUGACCAAUGCGAAUUAUACUCAAUUCAAAGAACUUCUGGAUAAAUACAAGUCUCAGGGAUUGGAAGUGGCUGCAUUCCCGUGCAAUCAGUUUGGUGGGCAGGAACCCGCUUGCGAACUUGAUAUCAAGAAUUUUGUGGCUAACAAAUUCAAUUUCGAGCCAGAUCUCUAUGCCAAGGUUAAUGUGAAUGGUGAUAAUGCGGAUCCUCUAUUCAAGUUUUUGAAGAAGGAGCAGGUGGGCGGUACAAUGUUCGACGCUAUCAAAUGGAAUUUCACAAAGUUCUUGGUGGACAGAGAAGGAAAUAUAGUGAAAAGAUUCGGACCAACAACGGAGCCGAAGGACAUGGUAAAAGACAUUGAAAAACUCCUUGCAAAAGGUUCUACUGGUUCCACGAAGCUUUAA